Molecule: messenger RNA, 753 nt
Organism: Aspergillus tubingensis
Lineage: Eukaryota; Fungi; Ascomycota; Eurotiomycetes; Eurotiales; Aspergillaceae
Exons: 5
Coding region: 1-753 (250 amino acids)
Source: RefSeq, a predicted model, not a curated record
AUGGAUCCUGAAGCCUGUAGUCGCGCCUGUGUAGCCAGCUCUACCUGCAAAGGAAGUCUAUACAGUGCGCAACCGGCGAACCGCAGGGCUCCGUGUUUCCUGUAUUCGGGUGCCACUGAGCCGGUGCUUGAAGAUAUGGAUCGUGUGUUGUGGAUGUCGUAUCGGAAGGUUUCGCCUUUGGACCCGGUUGAUUGUAAGGAGGAGCUUGAGUUGGUAGGGGAGUUGGAGGAUAAGGUCAGUGGUUUACAGAGGGAGAUGGAGCAGCUGAAAAAGGACUUGGAAGCUUGCCAGGCCUCUAGUGGUGGCGAGGAAGGAGAUGGAGGCGAUAACGGAGGAGGGGAAGAGGGAGGUGAAAAGGGUGGUAACGACGGCGGUUCAGGAACUGGACUAAAUGAUGCUGUCCUCGAAAUGAUGAAAACGUCUUUAGCUAUGAGAGUAGAAGAUGGGAGCUGCACUGUGACAGAUAUACCCGUUAUGGAACCGGUGCGAACAAUGACCUUUGCAGGGAUUCCCCCUACCUCAGUAUUGGAGAAUGUAUUCACCAGUGCUCCCAAAUACCCAAGUAAUGACGCUGUCGCUAUGCACGGUGCUGCCGUUGCUGUCGAAGUCUCCCCGCAUUCGAAGUGCUUCAUAUUGUUGGAAGAUCUCGAGAUUGGAAGUGUCGGUUGCUUUAUUCUGAAGGUUACGAGUAUGAGUGGCCGGUUUGGCGCUGAGCUCUGGGACCCAUCUCCUUGCCAAAUCAUCAACGUUUGA